Molecule: messenger RNA, 696 nt
Organism: Hordeum vulgare subsp. vulgare (domesticated barley)
Lineage: Eukaryota; Viridiplantae; Streptophyta; Magnoliopsida; Poales; Poaceae
Exons: 4
Coding region: 89-397 (102 amino acids)
Cellular component (GO): EKC/KEOPS complex
Source: RefSeq, a predicted model, not a curated record
GCUCCCGCCGGCGUCGCCUCAGCAGCUCUCCAGCCGGCCAACCGCCGCACGGAGCCCUCGCGGGACAGGCAGGCCACGUUCGGCCGCGAUGGCUGCCGCCGCCGCGCCAGCCUCCUCUUCUUCCUCCCCUGGCUGGGACUUCACCUGCAACUUUGAAGUUGACUAUGGAUCUGAAGAACACGCUUCCAUUGUGUACAAGACAUUAGCUGUUGACAAGGAGUUGCAGCCUGAUAAGGUUCGGAGGGAGAUGACUGUUUCUGGUGGCAAGCUCCUCGUGCGCUUUGAAGCAGUAGAGGCUCGAUUUCUGCGCGCGUCAUUCAGCGCAUUUGUUGAUCUUAUGGUGCUUAUCACGAAGCUUGUCGAAGAAUACGGCGUAAGCAAGGAAGAGCAUUCCUGAUAAGCGAUAUGGUCUAGUUAAUCAUACAUGUGAUCAUUUGGACCAUCUGUAUUUGCCUCGGCUCUUCUCCUGUGAAGGUACCAUGUAUUGUGAUUCUGAAUGAAACAUUUAUACUCUGUAGUAUGGAUUACUUCCCAUUGAAAUUUCAUUGUAAUGAGAAAAACCUCCAGAGCCCCUGGGGUGAAAAUUUCUCAUGAAUCCGGGAGGAGCAAAGAAACAUCAGAUAUUAAGUCGGCAACAUUUGAAUGAGAAGCUCCAUGUGUUGAGGGAGUGACCCUGAGCCACAUGAUUUUAGCUGA